AUGGAGAAGAAGAGUCAGAAACGGUUUGUGCUUAUCCAUGGGCUCUGCCAUGGCGCAUGGACUUGGUACAAGGUGAAACCCCACCUCGAGGCUGCUGGUCACAGCGUUACCACAGUAAGGCUGCAGGUCACAGCGUCACCACAGUGGAUCUGGUUACUGUAUCAACUCUCUUUGGUUGAAGUAAGGUUCUAA
Messenger RNA from Arabis nemorensis, 192 nucleotides. NCBI's taxonomy places the organism in Eukaryota, Viridiplantae, Streptophyta, Magnoliopsida, Brassicales, Brassicaceae. The record is from the annotation of a GenBank genome assembly.